Molecule: messenger RNA, 1130 nt
Organism: Podarcis raffonei (Aeolian wall lizard)
Lineage: Eukaryota; Metazoa; Chordata; Lepidosauria; Squamata; Lacertidae
Gene: NT5C3B
Product: 5'-nucleotidase, cytosolic IIIB
Exons: 9
Coding region: 110-1006 (298 amino acids)
Cellular component (GO): cytoplasm
Molecular function (GO): magnesium ion binding; 5'-nucleotidase activity
Source: RefSeq, a predicted model, not a curated record
GCUCAGGGAAGGAGACCUCCCUCUUCUCUUUCCUUCUCCGGCUUUCUCCAUUCUCGAUCCCAGUUACAAAACUCCUCGUCGUCCGGGGACGGCUUGCUGGGCGAAGAUCAUGGUGCCCGAGCUGGAGAAAGCGACCGUCCGAAUGAAGGAUCCUGAACGCGUAAAAAAUGUAAUUUCAGCCCUCAGAAAAGGUGGGGUAGGAAAAUUGCAGGUCAUUUCCGAUUUUGACAUGACUCUGACUCGGUUCGGGUUCAACGGUCGACGCUGCCCUACUUCUUACAAUAUCAUAGAUAACAGCCGGGUCAUCAGCGAAGAAGGCAAAAAAAAGCUAAAAGAUCUGCUCCAUCAUUACUACCCUAUUGAAAUUGAUCCUUACCGGACCAUGGAGGACAAGUUGCCCCUCAUGAUAGAAUGGUGGACUAAGGCCCACGACCUCCUGGCCCAACAGAAGAUAAAGAAAAGCGAUAUCGCCCAGGUUGUGAAAGAGUCGGAUGUCAUGCUCAGAGACGGCUUCAACAUCUUAUUUGACCAGCUUCACCAGAACAAAGUACCCCUCUUCAUCUUCUCGGCAGGUGUGGGUGAUGUGCUAGAGGAGAUUAUUCGCCAGGCUGGGGCGUUCUAUCCCAAUGUCAACGUGGUCUCCAACUACAUGGAUUUUGACGACAGCGGAGUUCUGCGAGGUUUCAAAGAGCCCCUCAUCCACACCUACAACAAAAACAACACGGUCCUGAAGGAUACAGAGUAUUUCCAGCAGCUGUGCACAAGGACAAACAUCUUACUCCUUGGAGAUUCCAUGGGCGAUCUCAGUAUGGCAGAUGGUGUCGUUGAUGUGGAGAACAUCCUCCGGGUUGGCUUUCUGAAUGACAGGGUGGAGGAACAGCGGGGGAAGUACCUUGAAGCCUAUGAUAUUGUGCUGGAGAAAGAUGAAACGUUGGACGUGGCAAAUGGCAUCCUUCGUUUUGUUUUGGCCGAAACAGCCCAAGCCACACAGCCCACUUGUCCUUGACAAGCUGCCAAGAUACUCCCUCCUCCAUUUCUUACUGCCCUUUGCUAUGCCAUAGACACAUACCAGUUCUCCCCGUUUCUUGCCAUUGUCAGUAUCCUAGAUCAUUAAAACUGAGCCGAGCUGA